Molecule: messenger RNA, 2173 nt
Organism: Pectinophora gossypiella (pink bollworm)
Lineage: Eukaryota; Metazoa; Arthropoda; Insecta; Lepidoptera; Gelechiidae
Product: transmembrane protease serine 9-like
Exons: 6
Coding region: 555-1601 (348 amino acids)
Biological process (GO): proteolysis
Molecular function (GO): serine-type endopeptidase activity
Source: RefSeq, a predicted model, not a curated record
UCCACUAGAAUCGCUUCUUUCCCAAAGACAUUUGUUUGUUUUGGUUUUCCCCGAAGGGCAAGGCAAAGGGAACUAUACCCAUACAGCCAUGUUUUUUGUAUUUUUUUUCUUGAUGAUGAAUAAUGAAAUGAUGAAAGGUGGUGACAAUGAAUGAUGAAACCUAAGCCCCCACCCUCGGAGCAGACUCCUACUCCGAAGCCCAAACGAAUUACUUACCUCAAAAGUCCCGAAAACUUUUGAGUUAUGAAGCGGCUUGUUGGCACGAAGCGAAAAUAGAUAGCUACACUUUGUUUAUUGAAUAUUCCGAUAUCAUAACAUCAUUCAUUCCCCACAAAAUCAUUAACCACAAAACACCACUUCGUAUAAUUUAGAUUAUUCAAUGAAGAAAGCAACCGUCCCGUUUCCGUUCCCGCCAAAAAGCCUUCCCAAAGACAACACUCGUAUCUAUGACAUCAACAAACUUAAAACCCCAAUCUGUCAAUAAAAAUUCCAAAAUUUACGAUGACAUCCUGAAAAAUAAUUACUUAUAAUGACUUUACUAAAUUCAAAUCGUUAUGUGUUCAAUACAGUCCUUCAUUUUACAUGUUUAUUCCUUUGCACUGUUACAAAAUUCUGUUGCUUCCGUCACCCUCAUGGAUAUAACGCACUUGAAGGGUAGGCAGACAACCACGGAGAGACAAUUUGUGGAUUGGACGCCGGGAGUGGAAGUGAAGAGGGUCAUCAUAGGUGACCAGGAAAUUGUAUUUAGAGUGGUCAACGGGCGAGACGUCAAGUUGGGCGAGGUUCCGUAUCAGAUAUCAUUCAGACGGAGAUUACGCAUGUCCCGCGUGUACGCAAACUUCUGUGGAGGCACCCUUAUUACUGAAAAGGAGGUUAUAUCAGCUGCACACUGCUUCCAUCGACCGAGUAUUACCGAUUUGUGUGGGAAGAGCGGCAGAGCCCCGAAGGAGCUGGUAGUGCGCACGUACGCGGUGGCGGCCAACCUGAAGACCUUCGACUACUUCCCGAAGAACGACGAGGAAGGCUCCGGGCAGUGGCGCGCUCUCAGGGACGUGUAUUACCCUGAGGAAUAUGACUUUCCUGACCACGACGUGGCCGUCGUGUUCCUGCAAGUGGCUUUUAUAUAUAACGCAUAUGUCGCGCCCCUUACGAUGGCGACACACUACCGCGACUACGAGGGCCUCUGCACCGUCUCGGGUUUUGGAAGACUGAGCACCCAAACGAUGUCUCCAAGGCUAAAGAUUGCGGAUCUCAGGAUGAUAAAGGCGUGGUACUGCGACCGAAUACACAAGGAGAACAUGAGGAGUUUUAUCUGCACCUCUGAUGAGGUCAGCGACAUCGGCAAAGGAGAUUCGGGAGGUCCUUUGGUGUGCAAGGGUACGAAUGACCCCAACGAAACCCAAUAUGGAGUCUUGGUCGGCAUCGUGUCUGGGAAGAGAAUAGCCACUAGAGACGGUUCAUUCUUCGUUAGGGUUACCUCUUACAAGAAAUUCAUAAUCCAAAAAUUGUUGAACAACUCGACUGCUACUCUCGAAAUCUCAAUUGAAAUGUUCAUAAUCACAUUUUUGAUGUGUCGGAUCGGUGUUUUUAAAUUGAGUUAAGCUUGAUGCAAACAGGACCGGGAGAGCGUCGGAAAUGCGGUUUGAUGCCGCUUACCCGGUUCUGUGUGCUAUGUAAGUGAAAAUAAACAGUUUAAAAGGAUAACCGUCCUGAGUUCGGGCUAAUUCUUAUCGUGCGGGUUGUGAGGUGGAAUACCAGCCUCAUCAACCCUGGUGUCAGGGUUAUGAUUGAGCCGCCAAAGGCCCCUGACAUGGCUCGUGUAACGAUUACAUACUUACAUCUGUAAGAAGUAACCGGGACCGACAGCUUAACGUGCCUUCCGAAGCACUAUUGUUCGGGCUACUGUUAACGAACUAUCUAAUAGUUAGAUUAUCUAUUGUUGAACUUGAUAAUUGUCAAAUGAUAAUAUUACUGACGCGUAAGUGCGAACGAGACAGAUAAUCCGCGCUCUUACCUUAGGCUGCUUUUCCACCAGAGCUGUGCGAGAUAGCUAAGUGGUGUGGGAGGAAAAAAUCCCCCCGAUACUGACCCCGCCGGCGUGGUCCACGAUUUCCCUAAGGGUCGAUUAAUUCUUUCAAAUAUUUUUUCCUCUCAGACGACGCCCUGAGCCUAG